Molecule: messenger RNA, 1125 nt
Organism: Sugiyamaella lignohabitans
Lineage: Eukaryota; Fungi; Ascomycota; Dipodascomycetes; Dipodascales; Trichomonascaceae
Gene: CYB2
Product: Cyb2p
Exons: 1
Coding region: 1-1125 (374 amino acids)
Biological process (GO): lactate metabolic process
Molecular function (GO): FMN binding; L-lactate dehydrogenase (cytochrome) activity
Source: RefSeq, a predicted model, not a curated record
AUGGAGAAAGCAGGCUGGGCUUACUAUUCAUCCGGAGCUGACGACGAGAUCACAUUACGGGAAAACCAUCAUGCAUUCCAUCGAGUGUGGUUCCGUCCUAAGAUUCUGAUCGAUGUCACGAAUGUCGAUUUCUCGACUACAAUGCUAGGAUCCAAAUCGUCUGUACCUUUUUAUAUCACUGCUACGGCUCUGGGUCGAUUGGGUCAUCCGGACGGCGAGACGGUAUUAACACAGGCUGCCGGUAAACAUGGCGUGAUCCAGAUGAUUCCGACCCUGGCAUCGUGCUCUUUUGAUGAGAUUAUCGAUGCUGCCACUGACAAACAGACUCAAUGGAUGCAAUUAUACGUUAACUCAGAUCGCGAGACCACGAAACAAAUUGUUCAGCAUGCGGAAAAGCGUGGAAUCAAAGGUUUAUGGAUCACAGUAGACGCACCCCAGCUCGGACGUCGUGAGAAAGAUAUGCGAUCCAAGUAUGAUGAAGAAGUGGCCGAUGUUCAGGACGAAGAUGGCGGUGAAGUCGACCGAUCGCAAGGAGCAGCCCGUGCCAUUUCGUCGUUUAUCGAUGUUUCGUUGUCCUGGAAAGACAUUGCCUGGUUCAAGAGUAUCACUAAAAUGCCAAUUGUAUUAAAAGGAGUACAAAGAUACGAGGAUGUAUUACUAGCAGUUGAGCAUGGAGUUGAAGGAGUAGUCCUUUCGAACCACGGAGGACGACAACUCGAGUUUUCACGUUCGUCAAUUGAAGUGCUCGUGGAGACCAUGGCUGCUUUACGAGCCCGUGGCUGGCAAGACCGAAUCGAAGUGUACGUCGAUGGUGGAGUCAAACGAGCUACUGACAUUCUCAAAUGCAUUGCUCUCGGUGCCAAAGGCGUUGGAAUUGGCCGACCAUUCCUGUACGCGAUGUCGACGUACGGAGUCGAGGGCGUGUCCAAAGCGAUCCAGCUGUUGAAAGACGAGCUUGAAAUGAACAUGCGCCUUCUGGGAGUCACCGACCUGACCCAGCUCAACCCCACCUUCGUCGACGUGCGCAGUCUCAGCGCCCACAACAGCAUCCCCGCCGACCACCUGUCCCUCACGGUCUACGAGCCCAUGACGGUGCCCAAAUUCAAGACCGCCUCCAAACUGUAA